Molecule: messenger RNA, 3978 nt
Organism: Pipra filicauda (Wire-tailed manakin)
Lineage: Eukaryota; Metazoa; Chordata; Aves; Passeriformes; Pipridae
Gene: ATG5
Product: autophagy related 5
Exons: 8
Coding region: 679-1443 (254 amino acids)
Biological process (GO): autophagy of mitochondrion; autophagosome assembly; nucleophagy
Cellular component (GO): cytoplasm; phagophore assembly site membrane; Atg12-Atg5-Atg16 complex
Source: RefSeq, a predicted model, not a curated record
AGCACGCCCGGCGCUGUCGCCGCGGCGCUCCCGCACGGCGGGAGCACCGCUGAUUCACCUCGGGCGGCCGCCGGCAGGGAGGGAGGGAGGCAGGCGGACAGACAGACCGACAGACCCUGCGGGGCCCGGCCGGACCGUCCCCCGAGUUGCUGUCGGGGCGGCCCCGGGGCUUGGGCGGCGCUGGGCGAUGCUGGGGCCCGUCUUGCGGCCUCGGUGACCCCCGGGCCGGUCCCGGUCCCGGCCCCGGCGGCGGGAGGCCGGGCUCGUGUCGGUGUUCCCGCCCUGUCUGCGGAUACGGGCUCUGCCGGCUGCCGGGGCACCGGGGCCUCGGCGGGUGCGGGAGCUGCGGGGUCACUACGGGGCGGUGACGGGAAAGGUCCCUUUGGCUCUGCGGCUGGCGUGUGAUGCAGCCUUAGGAAGUGCUAAUUUACUCCUUAUCCACCAUGUGUUUGUAGUUGGGAACUUAAUUCAUCCCGUUCUUUUUACCAAGUGAUGCGUUUAAUGCCCCGGUGACAGCGUUGAUCACGUCUGCAGGAGCGUAGUUAUGGAGGAGCCUUAAAUAAGAUUGCUUUUUAUUCACAGUCGUGCUGACUUGUUUUUUUUUGGGGGGGGAAAUGGGUUACAGUUUUAGCUGAAGAAACAAACUGGUCUACAUGUGCUUCACUGUCCAUUGGAAGAAUGACAGAUGACAAAGAUGUACUUAGAGAUGUGUGGUUUGGGCGAAUACCGACCUGUUUCACUUUGUAUCAGGAUGAGAUAACUGAGAGGGAAGCUGAACCUUACUAUUUGCUUUUGCCAAGGAUAAGCUACUUGACAUUGGUAACAGACAAAGUGAAGAAACACUUUCAGAAAGUUAUGAGACAAGAGGAAGUUAGUGAAAUAUGGUUUGAAUAUGAAGGUACACCACUGAAAUGGCAUUAUCCAAUUGGUUUGCUGUUUGAUCUUCAUGCAUCAAAUACAGCCCUUCCUUGGAGCAUCACAGUACAUUUCAAGAAUUUUCCAGAAAAGGAUCUUCUACACUGCCAUUCUAAGGAUGUGAUUGAAGCUCAUUUUAUGGCUUGUAUAAAAGAAGCAGAUGCUUUAAAGCACAAAAGUCAAGUCAUCAAUGAGAUGCAAAAAAAGGAUCAUAAGCAACUGUGGAUGGGGUUACAGAAUGAUAAAUUUGAGCAGUUUUGGGCAAUAAAUCGAAAACUCAUGGAGUAUCCUCCAGAAGAUAAUGGAUUUCGAUACAUCCCCUUUAGAAUUUAUCAGGCAACAACAGAGAGACCUUUUAUACAGAAGCUGUUUCGACCAAUUGCUUCAGGAGGGCAGUUGCAUACUUUGGGAGACCUGCUAAAAGAUGUGUGUCCUAGUGCUGUCACCCCUGAAGAAAUGUGGCUAUCUAACCUGAGGAUAGACUUGAGAUGGAGAGCAGAAGACUCAAGUGAUGAUUCAUGGAAUUGAGCCAAUGCUGGAAACACCCAUUCAAUGGCUAAGCGAACAUAUGAGCUAUCCAGAUAAUUUUCUCCACAUUAGUAUCAUUCCCCGACCUACUGAUUGAAACUCAGCUAUAUUCGUAUAAGGAUCGUUCUCAAGCUGGAAUUAAAAGGGCAUGUCAACUUCUUGCUUCUGUUAGUCUUGACAGAGGCAGCCUGACCAGAAAAAAAGAAACCAACAAAAAGCCGAAACAAAACAAGAAGUCCUCACUGCUGUAAGCCAAACAGGAAGAGAGAUCCUGUCAUCAGAUAAGGGCAAUUGGGCUGAUCUUAUUUUGCAUCACUGCUGCGUUUGUUCACUGCUAUAAUUAAAUCAGUUGCGAUAUGAAAGAAUUUACAGGACUUCUGCAAGUCUGCUGUUUUCUUGUAAAAUAUAAUGAAGCUGAAAACUGUCAACCGAAAAGCAAAUGGAAAUAUGUCACUUGAUUGUAUUUCUGAUUAACAAAUAAACAGGGCUGUUUCGUAAAGUGGUAGUGUUUCAGCUUUGAGGGUGGAAACACUGGUUCGAUUUUCUAGAAAGUUAGACAGUGAGAGAUUCGGUUACCAGUAGCUUUUUGUAAAAGAUCAAAUUACUGUAAAUCCAUCUUUCCUUAAUGAGAAGUUCAUGUUUACAGUAUAUAUAUUGGUAUGCAAAUGAUCUUUUAACUUUGAUAACAAGCAGUGAGAGAUUUUAAAGUAAGCCCAUGAGCAUGUUUUGUCAGUUAAAAACAUGCGCAACUUAAUAAUUUACAAAUACUUUUGAUUUGUAUGCUGUCACUGAAUACUCUAGUGUGUUUAUUAUUCAAACCGGUUUUCAUGAACUAGCAAUGAUGUAGGAUAAUCUGUCUCAGGAUCCGUCAUGGCGUUUCUUUGAGUUCAUCUAUUUUUUUUUCCUCCAAGAAUAUUUUAUUAAUUUACUUUAAAAAGUUUUUUUUAAAAAAAAAAAAAAAAAGAAAACUGAAUGGAUGUUGCAAACAGGAUUGUAUCCUGCUGUUUAUUUCCAUAGACUAGGAAACAGUUAAAUCAUAGAAUGAUGAACAGAUUUCUUUUUAAUGAUUUUGAAUUUUGGAAAGCUGAGACUUUUCCAAGCUAAUACUUCCUCACAUCUGUGGUCCCUGAGCAAUCAGUCCGAAAUGUGGAAGCUUCUAAUCUCAUUGCACAGAUUUUUCCUUAGUUUAGCAGAUGUAUUUUUAGGUUAUUGGAUCAUUUUGGUUUCUAAAUGUUUGUUACCAUUGCAGAUGCUACUAGAACUCUACCAAUUUUUUUGUUACAGUGAAUUCAUCAAACUGUGCUCUAUUGCUUUGUCUGCAGUUUGUGGCUGUUUGUGGCACAAAACAAUGUUUAUAGUAGACAUAUUAUCAAAUAUGUCAAAUAUUACCAAAUAUAAAGAAAGCAUGACAUUCUUCUUUCAAAAAUAGUGGCUGUUGAAGUUCCUCCUCACAGUCCUGGCUUGUAAAUGUCCUGGUAACUCCCAGUGCUGUUCCCAUUCGUUUCCAUGCUCCCUUUAUGGUAGGAUACUUACCUGUAUCUGAAAAAGGAAGAAAAUGAAAAAUCAAUCAAAUGAAUAACAACCUCUUUAUGAAGCAAGAGGGGAAGGAUCUCCAUGGGUGAGGAUAGAGUUGAAGCUAAGAAGAGCCCUAAGGGCAGAAAAAGUCAGUAGACAGGUUAGAUAGUGUUUUAAAUGUUAACAAGGAAAUAGCUUGAAGGGAGUGGAAUAGGUCCUAAUGAAACAAACCUAUGCUAUAUUCUGCAGGACAUGAAGAAUUUUUAAAAUAAAACAAACCAUGCUGAUCUCUGUUUAUGCAGAAUUGAAAUAUAAUAUUCUUACAGAGGGAUGAUUUGGUUGAGUUAUUCUAAUUUCCAGUUCUGUUUGGAAUUUUUGUUAUGUUGUUGAAUUGGCAUUUUUAAACUUCCUUAGGCAGACAUAUCUAAAUAUUUUGGGCAAUUUCAAAGUCCUGCCAGUCGAUAAAGCAACUAUUUUGUAGAGUCUUCAUAUUUAACAAAAGUGUCUUUUGUAGGCAUAAUUUUUCCAUUAAUCAGGAUAAGAGGCAAUACAUUUAAAAAACUGUAGAGAUUAUGUUUCCUUUGUUUUAAGGUAAACUGGAGGGAGUCACUGGCUAUUUUAAUAUGUUCUACACCAGCACUUUAAGUAUACAACUCUUCUCGUGGCCCAUAUUUGCCAGUAAAUCCAACUUUAAGGCCUAGCAUGGAACAAAAAAAAUAUUGGCUUUAAAACAUAUUCUUUCCUCUUACUUUAACUAUUUAAACUUUAUUAAAAAAUAAAACAAAGUUUGAGUCUGUCUUUAUUUCCAACUAAAUAAAGAUCUUUCUCAUGGAGUGACAAGAAUAUUUAAUAAUACUUAAUAAGUAGAAACUUCUUAAAGAGCUGGUUGGGUGAGGUAUCUAAACAAAAGCACGUCAUCACAAAAAUGAAGUGGCAUCUUUGCUUUACCUGAGUUAAAUCACAUUUUUGUAGUUUCUUUUACUUAGUGUGCCAAUAACAAUAAAAGGUGUGUGUACUUCA